UGGUAUGGGGGGGGGGGGAUUACAGGGAAUAGAUUAGAGGAAAGGAAACCACUCAGGAAAGUCUCUCAAUAUUUCCCCCAGGUGGGAGGUGACAGCGAUCAUGGUGGGGUUGGGGGGGGAUGUCGUGGGACUGACCUGGAUCCAGGAUUCAGUGGGAAGAGCUUCGCUUUAAUCAGCAUCUGGAAGAAGGCGUAUAUGCCUCCUUUCAAUGCGUUUCCCUCCCCUGCACCCCUUUCCUAAGCUGGGAGCUGAAAGGCACUGGGGCAGAUGGAUCAUCUAGAAAACCAAAGGGUAGGAAAUUUUAGCAAAGACUUCAGUCUUGGGUGCAGUCUAAUUUUACCCGUGAUUAUUUUAGAGAUAGGCUCUCUGACCGACUGCCCGGCCCUCACUCCCCCCACCAACGGGCGCAGCCGACAGUUAAAAUUAAAAGCAUAUCUAUCAUGGUUUUCGGCCAGCGGGGAAACUCCGAGCCAAAUCCUCUUUUGCAAACGGCUGAGGGAGGAACUGACUCCCCGAGAGGCUGCUGCGUGGGGACAGGCACAUGAGAGGUGGCUUCACGUCCAUUGCGUGGUCCUGCUCAUUGUGCAACAGGUCACUUGGGUCCAGGGAAGGAUGCAAAGGGCAGGAGGUACCAACGGAGGGAAGGAAAGAUGUCACGCUUCAGGGAGCUUUUCUAAUGACAGCCGGCGAGUGCUGGUUUUAGAGCUUUUUUCCUCCCCUGACGCUUCUGACUUCUGCAUGCCUUAUUUUUGGGUGUGGGCACAGGAAAUGGCUCUGAGGAGCUGCGGAGCAAGGCCUCCCCCUCUGGCACCGCCUGGGAGCGCCCCAUGGGAUGGGGGGCGGACGGGGCAGUCAGGCAAAGGUUAGGGGAGGAAAGCAAAGGCAGAGGCCCAGAACGGCUCCAGGAAAUGUUUGUAUUUCUCCACCGGGAGGGAGGACAAACAAGCUUUUCUCGUGCCUUCUGGGCGGCCCUGCACGCUCUCCAGCACAGGAGUCUGAAGAGCAGAGUGAGGCUGCAGAGAAAAAUCACCACGGGGCCGGGGCCGGGCCCGGCGCCGCAGCAUGAAUCCUUCUGGACCUGCCCACCGCUUCCCAGAAGUGACCGCCUGCGCCUCAAAGCCUCGCGGUGCCACCCGCUUCUCCCGGCCUGGGACAGCCGGAGACGAACGGACCUCCCCGAGCCUCUCCUUUCCCGGCUGAAGUUCCUGGCCUCCUGGCGGCGGCCGCAUCCACCCGCACCUGCAGUCCGCGUCCGCCCGCAUCCCGGGGUGAAGAAGGCAGAAAACCAGCAGCCCGGUGAGUGGUAGCGUUCCGAUCGGCACCUGUCUUUGUGGGGACUCCCGGGGCCGCCCAGCACGCAGAACCCCCGUCCUCCGUCCACCAUGGACAACGGGUCGUGCUGCCUCAUCGAGGGGGACCCCAUCUCUCAGGUGAUGCCCCCGCUGCUGAUCGUGGCCUUCGUGCUCGGCGCCCUGGGCAACGGCGUCGCCCUGUGCGGUUUCUGCUUCUGCAUGAAGACCUGGAAGCCGAGCACCAUUUACCUUUUCAACCUGGCCGUGGCCGACUUCCUUCUCAUGAUCUGCCUGCCCUUCCGGACCGACUACUACUGGAGACAGAGGCAGUGGGCCUUUGAGGACAUUCCCUGUCGGGUGGCCCUCUUCAUGCUGGCCAUGAACAGGGCCGGGAGCAUCGUCUUCCUCACGGUGGUGGCGGUGGACAGGUACUUCAAGGUGGUCCAUCCCCACCACCUGGUGAACGCCAUCUCCAACCGGGCUGCCGCCGGCAUCGUGUCUGCCCUUUGGACCGUGGUCAUCCUGGGGACCCUCUACCUUUUGAUGGAGAACCAUCUGUGUGUGCAAGAAGACACCAUAUCUUGCGAGAGCUUCAUCAUGGAGUCGGCCAAUGGCUGGCACGACAUCAUGUUCCAGCUAGAGUUCUUCCUGCCCCUCGGUGUCAUCCUGUUUUGCUCCUGCAAGAUUAUUUGGAGCCUGAAGCAGAGGCAGCAGCUGGCCAGGCAGACUCGGAUGAAGAAGGCCAUCCGGUUCAUCAUGGUGGUGGCGGUUGUGUUCGUCACGUGCUAUCUGCCCAGCGUGUCGGCCAGGCUGUAUUUCCUCUGGACGGUGCCCUCGAGUGCCUGUGACCCCUCCGUCCACGUAGCCCUGCACGUGACCCUCAGCUUCACUUACAUGAACAGCAUGCUGGACCCGCUGGUGUAUUAUUUUUCGAGUCCCUCGUUCCCCAAAUUCUACACCAAGCUCAAAAUGCGCAGUUUGAGACCCAAGAAUCCGGGACGCUCCAAGACCCAGAGGUCAGAAGAGAUGCCAGUUUCCAACCUGUGUCGCAAGAGUUGUGCCAGUGUGGCAAACAGCUUCCAGAGCCAAUCCGACGUGCAGUGGGAUCUCCAAAUGUGUUGAAUGGCAGUGAAACAGACGGACAGACAACGCCGAGGAGGACAGACAGACUGGCGACUUAGGAUGGUUCAUGCUAAGGGGUUGAGAGUCUAUUGAAAAGGCCACCCUUUCUUAACUGGAUCCUCACUCUGUUGGAAAUGAAAUUCAGGUUACUAUGCCUUUUUGGAAGGUUGUGGUUGACAAGUGAGUCACUUGCCUUUCUACGCCCCGAUUGCAAUGACGGGACCAUAUGUGCGUGGAGAAGGGCAUGUGUGUGUUAAAAAGGAGGGACGUUAAUUAAGAAGAGUUCGGCUCCUGUGUAGUUUUAAUCGGCUGGGUGAACAGGCUCCGAUGUUUGAAGGAGUCACGUUCCCUGUCUGGGGGAGGUCGCGAACUUCAUGACUUGGCAGUAUUUGCUAUCCUCUCUUAAGUCAUAGUUUUAGAAACUAGAAACCUGAGUGAGUCAAUACCUUUAUUUCGGGCUGAGUGACAUCUUUAUGGGGACGUCCGGAUCCUGACGAUUUUCAUCUCCACAGGGUGCCUGGGUGUGUUUCUGAUUUCUCAGUAGCCCAAGAAGAAGGACAGCAAAACAGUCUGCUCUGACCUUCUUGAAGCUCCACAUUUUCCCGCAAGUCGUUGCAUUUCAAAGAAGAUGCUGAGGGAUAGGUUUGCCUCCCCUGAUCUUUCCAGCGGGAGCUGAGUGCGUGAAAAAACUCGGUUGGCCUUUGGGAUGGGCUGCGUGCAGUGUGAUCGCUUUUGACUGCUUGUUAUGUGACUUUUAUUUAUUCAUCUAAGAGAGAGAGAGAGAGAACGGGAGAGCACAAGCCGGGGAAGGGCAGAGAGAGAGAGGGAGAGAGAGAGAGAAUCCCAAGCAGACUCCACAAUGACAGCAAAAAGCCCCACAUGGAGUUCGAAUUCAUUAACACGAACCGAGAGAUCAUGACCUGAGUGGAAACCAAGAGUCAGACGCUUAACCAACGGAGUCACCCAGGAGCCCCCAUUCACAACUUUUCCUGAUGGAAUAUUCUUGAAUAGCCUCUCAGAGUCUUUUCUUU
Messenger RNA from Leopardus geoffroyi (Geoffroy's cat), 3445 nucleotides. It is a transcript of the gene HCAR1, whose product is annotated as hydroxycarboxylic acid receptor 1. The transcript has 2 exons. Gene Ontology annotation, cellular component: membrane. Gene Ontology annotation, biological process: G protein-coupled receptor signaling pathway. Bases 1383 to 2414 code for a protein of 343 amino acids. Gene Ontology annotation, molecular function: G protein-coupled receptor activity. NCBI's taxonomy places the organism in Eukaryota, Metazoa, Chordata, Mammalia, Carnivora, Felidae. The record is from RefSeq and is a predicted model, not a curated record.